Molecule: messenger RNA, 1623 nt
Organism: Gamsiella multidivaricata
Lineage: Eukaryota; Fungi; Mortierellomycota; Mortierellomycetes; Mortierellales; Mortierellaceae
Product: argininosuccinate lyase
Exons: 2
Coding region: 154-1554 (466 amino acids)
Cellular component (GO): cytosol
Molecular function (GO): argininosuccinate lyase activity
Source: RefSeq, a predicted model, not a curated record
CACGCUCUCUCAACCCAUACCUCCAUCCAUACACUUCUUCUUCCCUGCCUUAGUUUCCACCUUCGCAGGCACGCAUUAUACAUCUUCUCUUGUACAUAUUUACAUAUUUUUAUCCCACGCCCAACACAUUCUUGUGCACAUACAUCUCUCAUCAUGUCCACCACCCAAGCUCCACCUGCUGCCCGCAAACUUUGGGGCGGUCGCUUCAGCGGCAAAACCGAUCCCCUGAUGGAAAAGUUUAAUGCCUCCAUCUCCUUUGACUCGCGCUUUUAUAAGGCCGAUAUCAUCGGCUCCCAAGCCUAUGCCAAGGCGUUGGCCCUCAAGAAGAUCAUCUCCGAAGAUGAAGCCGCCAAGCUGCACGAGGGUCUCAACAGCGUCCUCGCCGAAUGGGAAGCCAACUCCUUCCAGCUCCAGGAUGGCGACGAGGACAUUCACACCGCCAACGAGCGUCGACUCGGAGAGAUCAUCGGCACUCACAUCUCAGGCAAACUUCACACUGGACGCUCCCGCAACGAUCAGGUCGCGACCGAUUUCCGUAUCUGGGUUCGCGAUGAAGGUCGCAAGCUGAUCGCGGUGCUCAAGGAACUGAUUGGCGCUGCUGUGGUCCGUGCCGAGAACGAGAUUGAUGUGAUCAUGCCAGGUUAUACGCACUUGCAGCGCGCUCAGCCGAUUCGUUGGUCGCACUUGAUUCUGGCCCACGCUUGGUCCUGGCAUGCUGAUUGCCAGCGUUUGGAACAGCUGAUUGAUCGCAUGAACCAGUUGCCCUUGGGAUCUGGUGCUCUCGCCGGAAACCCCUUCCAGAUUGAUCGCGAUUUUUUGGCCAAGGAGCUAGGCUUUGAUCGAGUGAUGCCCAACUCGUUAUAUGGUGUCAGUGAUCGCGACUUUGUGGCCGAGUUCCUGUUCUGGGCCUCAUUGACGAUGGUUCAUAUCAGUCGCUUUGCAGAGGAUCUGAUUAUCUACAGCACUGGCGAGUUUGGGUUCGUCCAACUUGCAGACGCAUACAGCACUGGGAGCAGUUUGAUGCCCCAAAAGAAGAACCCGGACAGUCUAGAGCUAUUGCGUGGCAAAUCUGGACGUGUCUUCGGAGGCAUGUCAGGCUUCAUGAUGGCAUACAAGGGCACACCAAGCACUUACAACAAGGAUCUGCAGGAGGACAAGGAGCCCGUCUUUGACGCGUACGAUACCCUGAUGGGCUCCCUUCAGAUCACGACCGGCGUGCUCGCAACAUUAAAGAUUCGUCCCGAGAAGAUGUUGGCCAGCUUGAGCAUAGACAUGCUGGCGACAGAUCUGGCAGAGUACUUGGUCAGGAAGGGUGUUCCUUUCCGUGAGACCCAUCACAUCUCUGGAGAGGCGGUUCGUCUUGCAGAGGAACGGUCAUGCUCGAUGGCGGACCUUUCCCUGGCGGACUUUAAGGGUCUCCACCCAGCUUUCGAGGAGGAUGUGUCGAAGGUGUGGAACUUUGAGCAGAGCAUUGAAAACCGCUGCACGCCUGGAGGCACGAGCCGCGUAACUGUGCAGGCGCAGAUCGAGAGCUUGAAAGCCUUCUUGCAGUAAACUCUGAUAUCGACCGCAAAUAGAUAAAAAAAAAAAGACGCAACGUAAUAAAUGAACGUUUGUACAAAU